Messenger RNA from Lolium perenne, 2072 nucleotides. Its product is annotated as aspartate--tRNA ligase 2, cytoplasmic. The record is from RefSeq and is a predicted model, not a curated record. Gene Ontology annotation, cellular component: cytosol; aminoacyl-tRNA synthetase multienzyme complex; cytoplasm. Gene Ontology annotation, molecular function: RNA binding; aspartate-tRNA ligase activity; ATP binding. NCBI's taxonomy places the organism in Eukaryota, Viridiplantae, Streptophyta, Magnoliopsida, Poales, Poaceae. Gene Ontology annotation, biological process: aspartyl-tRNA aminoacylation.
CCCGUACGGUCCGUACAUCCGUCUCGUCGACGCUAAACAGUAAACCCUAUCGAUCACUCCUUCCCACCGCCGCGAUGUCGCCUCCGCCUCCACCGGCGUCCCCCUCCACGGAGGAGCUCGAGGCCGAUCUCUCCGCCGCCACGAUCAGCAAGAAGCAGCUCAACAAGGAGGCCCGGAAGGCCGCAAAGCCUGCCAAGGCUGAAAAGGCAGGGAAGAAGGCCGAAAAGUUUGAGGCGGUAGAAGCUGAUCCCUUCGCGGCCAACUACGGCUACCAUGAGAUCCAGUCCAAGGGCAUCUCCGGCCGGUCCUGGACCGACGUCGGCGACCUCGACGAGGCCGCGGCGGGCCGCUCCGUGCUGGUCCGCGGAUUUGCGGAGAGGUUCCGCCCGGUCAGCAAUAAGAUGACCUUCAUCGUGCUGCGCCGGCAGAUGAGCACCGUGCAGUGCGUGCUCGUCGCGAACGCCGACGCCGGCGUCAGCACGCAGAUGGUGCGGUUCGCCACCUCCCUCAGCAGGGAGAGCGUCAUUGACGUCGAGGGCGUCGUCUCUGUCCCCAAGGAGCCCCUCAAGUCUACGACACAGCAGGUGGAGAUUCAGGUCAGGAAGGUCUACUGCAUCAGCGAGGCGAUCGCCGCACUUCCAUUCAACCUCGAGGAUGCAGCCCGUAGUGAAGCAGAAUUUGAGAAGGCUGAGCAGGAAGGGGAGAAGCUGGUGCGUGUUUGCCAGGACACAGGGUUGACCUAUCGAGUUGUCGAGCUGCGGACAGCCACGAACCAGGCAACCUUCCGUAUCAAAUCCGAAGUUGAAAUGAUAUUCAGAGAAUAUUUAUACUCAAAGAGUUUUAUUGGGGUCCACUCUCCCAAGUUGAUUUCUGGAUCAAGUGAAGGCGGUGCAGCUGUAUUCGAGCUACAGUACCAUGGCCAGCCUGCUUGUUUAGCCCAAUCUCCUCAGUUAUACAAGCAGAUGUAUAUUUCUGGUGGGUUUGGCCGUGUGUUUGAGGUUGGUUCCAUAUUUAGAGCAGAGAAUUCAAACACCCACAGGCAUCUGUGCGAGUUUACUGGACUAGAUGCAGAAAUGGAGAUUAAUGAGCAUUACUUUGAGGUUUGUGAUAUUAUAGACGGCUUAUUCGUAGCAAUAUUCAAACACUUGAAUGAAAAUUGUAAGAAUCUACUCGAGAUAAUAAACAAGCAGUAUCCAUUUGAACCACUCAAGUACCUUGAGAAAACCUUGAAGAUAACAUACGAGGAAGGGAUUCAAAUGCUGAAGGACGCUGGAACUGAAAUCGAACCUAUGAGUGACCUCAACACUGAAGCUGAGAAAAAACUUGGUCGGCUUGUUAAGGAGAAGUAUGGCACAGAAUUUUUCAUCCUCUAUCGGUAUCCUUUGGCCGUGCGCCCUUUCUACACCAUGCCUUGCUAUGAGGACCCUGCUUACAGCAACUCUUUCGAUGUCUUCAUCCGAGGCGAGGAAAUCAUUUCUGGAGCUCAAAGAAUUCACACGCAUGAGUUGCUGAGGAAACGUGCAAUCGAGUGUGGAAUUGAUACGAGUACUAUAUCAUCAUACAUUGAAUCAUUCAGUUAUGGUGUUCCUCCUCAUGGCGGUUUUGGUGUCGGGUUAGAGAGAGUGGUGAUGCUUUUCUGCGCGCUUAACAACAUCAGGAAGACAUCGCUUUUCCCUCGCGACCCGCAAAGGCUCACGCCAUAAGUUUCUUUUGUCAGACAUACAGCUUGUGCCCAUGCUUUCAUGCUCGUGGAACUAAUUCCAGUUAGAUUUUGCUCGUGUAAGUGGGCUCUGGGGACAUGCGCUAUGGCAGCAGCAGCCAGGAGGUGGCGCGCCUGUGUCACUAUGCGGUGGCUUAUACUGUGCAUCAACAAGAGUAUGUUGUCAAGUGUUGGUGUACAUCAGCAACUAGGACGUAUCCUGAGAAUUGGGGAAAUCAGUUUAAGUAUUGUUAAUUAAUGUGCAGGUCCAGAAGACUCAUGUUGACGAAGUAGAAUAAUUAGGGUUCAGAAGAACUGGGUUGUAUUUCCAUGGCUUGUUCAGUAAAAUGCUGGCAUGAUCCUAUAUUUUCUU